Molecule: messenger RNA, 771 nt
Organism: Prunus persica (peach)
Lineage: Eukaryota; Viridiplantae; Streptophyta; Magnoliopsida; Rosales; Rosaceae
Product: pathogenesis-related protein 1
Exons: 2
Coding region: 51-623 (190 amino acids)
Cellular component (GO): extracellular region
Source: RefSeq, a predicted model, not a curated record
CAUUCUCUAAUACAAUAACAUCCGAGACCUUUCUCAUACCGAGAAACAAAAUGGCGUUCAACAUCAAGCUUCUUCUGGCCAUCUGCUCCGUCGCAUUGUUCUUCACUCUUGUCUCUGCAGACCUUUCCAAAGAAGAUAUCGAUGGCUUCGUGGAGGAACACAACAAGGCCCGCGCCCAGGUCGGCAACCGUCCACUCAAAUGGAACGCGACCCUAGCCAAGUAUGCCCAAGAUUAUGCAGACAAGAGAGUUGAUGACUGCGCCAUGGAGCACUCAAUGGGGCCUUAUGGUGAGAACUUGGCCUCAGGAGAAGGCAUGUCUGGAGCAGCUGCCGCCAAGUAUUGGGUCACUGAGAAGGAGUUUUAUGACUACGACCUAAACAAAUGCGUCCGAGACGAAUGUGGACAUUACCUUGGUGUGAUUUGGGGCAAAACCACCGAAGUUGGUUGUGGCAUUUCAAAGUGCAAGAAUGGACUAAACUAUGUCAUCUGCAACUAUGAUCCACCAGGCAACUAUGUUGGGCAGAAGCCUUACAAGCCUUACAACUCCUAUGCGAAAAUUCUACCAUGUGCCAGGUGCAUGGAUGUUCCAAUAAUAUUCACCAUUGGCAACAAUGUUGAGUAGAAGUCUUACUAAACCAACUAUAUUUAUUCGUCUAAAAAAACAAACCAACUAUAUCUAUGAAUCUAUGUUAUCAAGAACAAAAUGAAUUAAGAAGUGAUGUUAGAUCAUCAAUUGAUUGAUCUUAUUCACCGGCAUGGUGGAUGCUAAA